GGCCCCGCCCCUCUGCUCGCGGUCUCUUCAGUCUGACUGAUCCUGCAGUGGCUGUAACACAUCAAAGAGGGCUCGCGUGCUUCACAUUGUCUCUCCCGCUGCAACCUGUCGCGUGAGGAUUUUCAAACACGAAACAGAAAACCGUUAAGGAUUUAAACUGUAACGGAAAUAAAUUAACGUUAAGGAUUUAAAUUGUAACGGAAAUCCGGUGGAGGCUGUGAGUGGUGUGGAGAGACCCCGCGCGCUGUUUAACUGAGGUGUCUGAGGUCACAGACUUGUACGCAUCAUGACCAGUCAGCCUUCUCUCUGCUCCAUUGGCUUCACCUACCUGUAACCCAGAGCCACGUUCUGCACAGACAGGAAGCGCAUUGCGUAAAAUGUCAGCGUGCAGUGAGUUUGCAGAGCACGUGUGGAAACCGGGAUCCUGUAAGAACUGCUUCCACCCACGUAGUGCCCACGCUAACGUAAAAGGCAGGAAGAGCUUGUGCGGGGACGAAGAGGAGGAUGAAGGCACCUCAGCAACCUACAUCAAGCCUACUAUCGCUGUCAAGCCCACCAUGAUGAAUUUGGACACAACAGAGAUGGCAGCGGAGUUUGCCAUUAACACACAGCAGGCCCAUAAGAGCCCAAUUGGACUGAAGAAUAUUGUGGAUCUGUCAUCUCUCUACAUCGACAGUAACGGCUGCAGUAAAGCUCUGAAGGAUGUGAUGCUGCAGAAUGGCAUUUCCACUAAGCUGGAUUAUUCAAGGACUCCUGUGUCUCCUAAAGCCCCGCCUACCACAGGCUGUGUGUUUAUCAUGCAGGAGGAAUGCCGCAAUCCCAUUGGUCUAAAAGAGAACUUCAGUCCUCAGGUGGCCAAAACACCCAAGUGCACUUACAUUACUUCCUGUGAUUCACUUUUACAUCAUCACAAACAGGAAGUGCAGGUCAUAACAAACACAGCAACAGGAAAUAUAAACGGGACUGUUAACAGUGCAUCCGCAGAGACACUCAGUGUUCUUUCAUCGCCCGCGGCAACCCCGGAAUCCCUUAAUAAUGCCAGUCUGACGGAUUUGUUUUCACGUGGCAGCAGUACAGACUCCCUGACUGGCCUGGCCCCGCUCCAGUCAGAGCCCAUCUAUGCUGAGAGCUCAAAACGGAAGUGCCGUCCUCGCCGAAACGCUGACGUCAUCAACGAGGUCAGUGACGAUGGGGAAGGUCAAAGGGCGACAAUCACUGUCAUGGCCGCCCACACAGAGGAGAACAACCGCACCUUUUACCUGAGCAGCCCCGAUUCCGCCGUUAGCACUCAGUGGCUCCGUUUCAGCCCCACGACCCCUGAUGACCCCUCCAGCCCUGUCUUCAGCUGGCCGUCUUCCCCUGUCGUCAUGGGAACGACCGCAGUGUCCACAGACCUGUCCGUGCAGACCGAGCCCAAAGCGAGCCCACCCAUUCCUCCCAAAAGAAACUCGCGUUCUCCAAAACUCGGCGCAUCUAGUUUAUCUCCGCUUCCUGAACUUAACUUCCACAUGACUCCACCCCUAAAACUGUCUCAGGGUGAUGCCCACUCCUCCUGCCCAGUUCUGAACAGCUUGUGGAGCUCAGAGCUACGAGCCAAGGAGGAGAAAAGGGAGGAGGAGAAGAAUAAAACAGAAAGAGAAUGGAAGGACAAGUGUGACUCUACGCCUGGCACCGAUGAGAGAAACAACAGUCCCAGUGAGAAACAAGUGGAGAUGAAAACUGACAGCAGCAGCAGUGAGCCCAGACCUCCACUUCCUCCACCCAAAAAACACCACCGCUCCUGUGUUAAGCUCAGUGUGAGCAGUAUGGAAUUGGAUCAGCGGGGAUCAGUGGAGUCACUCCCUCACUCAUUGAAGGAAAUGAGCACAGCCUCGUCAGAUAGCUUGCCGACCCUUUCCGAUUCUGUUGGUCAGGAGUCGACUCAGCGCUCCUGUCCCGCUCUGUUCCCAAGUCCGAGUCCCUGUCCCCCACCAUUACCGGAGAAAAAGCUUCUGAGCCGCACCACCUCCUCUGACACUGAAACAAAGGUCAAAGGUCAUGCUGUCACUUCCUGUUCGUCUCCUCAGCUCUCGUAUUCAUCCUCAGCAUCUCUGCAGACACUCCUGAGCAGUGGGGCAAGCCGGGAGAGUGUGUACGCACGGCUGGGUGGACUAUACGGCGAGUGCGUACGGCGUUUGGCGCUGAAGUGUGAGGAGCAUUUUACACACACACAGAAACACACACGCCGCUUCUUUAAUGAGCACGAGUGGAGUCUUUUCAAACUGAGCUGCAGCCGCGCCGUGUGUGUGACCAGGGACACUGCAUACUACCCCGCCUCCUGCUCCUCCGACACACACACACCUUACGCUGUCAAGAUCUGUAAAGGCAAUAGCCAGGACGUGAAGCGAUCUCACCUGUUUGGUCUGUCUGUGCAGCAGUCGAUCCCGCCCCACUUUAACCUGCAGCAGGACUGCGGUCACUUCAUCGCUUGCGUCCCUUUGAGCAUGCUCCCUGGCCCCGAAGAGACUCUAGCCCCGCCUUCUUCCCCACCAGAAACCACCCCCUUGGAUCAACAGGAGCGCGUGGUGGUGAUCACACGUGACGUGCCGAGUCAGAGUGUGGCAGACUUUGUGAGAGAGUAUGAGUCGUUCCAUCGCUCUCACCCCGAGGUGUAUGAGCGGCGUGUGUGUUUCCUCCUGUUGCAGCUCUGUAACGCUCUCGAGCACCUUAAAACUCACGGUGUCACUCACCGAGACCUCUGCCUUGAAAACCUGCUCCUGGUGCCCCAAAGACGACCUCUGGCCUCGGAUCCCACCCCACAUGAGUCUUUACCUCGCCUCCUAAUUAGCAACUUCUCCAAAGCGAAGCGGCGCUGUGAGACGGAUGAGAAGCAGCGAGCUGAGCUAACCCGCAUGGCGCCUGAGAUCGUCUCUGCGUCUCAGUACCGCAAGGUCGAUGAGUUCCAGACAGGUAUCCUGAUGUACGAAAUGCUGCACCUGCCCAAUCCUUUCGAGGCCAUCCCAUCUCUCCGAAACCGUCAUUACCGCAUUGAGGAGCUUCCAUCCAUCCCCUCAGUUUCCAUCUACUCAUCCGGACUGGAGCGUCUCGCCCGUAUCCUGCUGCGUCCAGACCCGGACGAGAGGAUCCAUAUUGCAGAGGCUAAGCGUGGCCUGCAGAGUCUGCUGUGGGGGCCGCGCCGAGAGCUCCUCGACCGCGUCACUGCUGACAACAGGAAGGACAAGGACCACGAAACGCUAUUGAACUGGCUGGAUGUGAAGCGUGCGCUGCUCAUGAUGAAGUUUGCUGAGCGCUCGCUGGAACCCGAGAAGAACACAGAGCUUGAAGACUGGCUCUGCUGUCAGUAUUUCUCAAGCACACACCCACCGUCCCUGCUGCACACCGCCCAGAUGAUGCACAUCAUUAAACCCUCACAUUGACGAGUGAGUGAGUGAGUGAGUGAGUGAGUGAGUGAGUGAGUGAGUGAGUGAGUGAGUGAGUGAGUGAGUGAGUGAGUGAGUGAGUGAGUGAGUGAGUGAGUGAGUGAGUGAGUGAGUGAUGCAUUCCAGUAUUGUCUGCAUUCCUUUCUCCAAUCCUGCUGUUUUUAAACAGGUCUUAUAGUCAUGAAACAGCGAGGCUUAUACGUGUCUGCUUUGAACACAUUAUUUGCAGAUGGUGCACUUUGUUUCAUAGGUUUCAGCUCUCCUGCUGGGUUUUAAAUGCAUCUUAAAAUCAUUCUCACUGCCACAGAGAGACUGCUGUGCUCCUGAGUGUUUGUGCGUGUGUGAUUAACACACAUGUGCUGAGUCAGCAGAAAUGCCACAGUAAAGACAGAGAGGGACUAAUAGCUGUGUGUUGAUAUUAAAUCUCUGUAUUACUGUUGAUGAGACAUUUCAUGUGCAUUUCUAUAAAUUUCAGCACUGACAUUACCUCAUAUUGUCUAGUGUUACUGUAAGAAUCGUUAGUUAAUCGCUAAGUUAAGUCUCUGCUGAUGGAUACAUUAGCGCACACUCUCUCUAGAGCUCAAUUAUAGAGAAUGCAGUUAUACAAUUUUUAUUAUUAACAUUUAACAAUGAGAUCCUGAACUCCUUAUUUGCUGAUGACCCUUAAAAUGCAUAUAUUAAUAGACAAAGUGCACUGAUUGGUUGUUAAAGAACACUGAGCACCAAUCAGAGUUGAGAUUUGCUGUACUGAGUCACACAGUGUGAAAAGCUUUGAUUCCUCAAACAUGAUGUUCAUGCCAUAUCUGAUUAUAUCCAAAUAACAUUGCAGGGUUAACAACAAUAAUUCUAAAUACGUCUAAAGGCGGUCUUCAUACACCAUGUUGUCAUGUAUUCAGACUGUAAAAAAAAAAAUGUAAAAAUGUAUAAAACUUGAUUUUCUCCAUAAAGAGUCAAUGUGAAACUGAAAUUUUACCCAUUCAUAAAUGUAUACGUAAACUGUGUGAAGCAGGUCUUAAUGAUGAUUCGUCUGAUCACUCAAAUGCCUGUUUGUCUAAGAUUAGCCAGUGUGUAUGCUGUUUGUUUUUACAGCCAGAAUUCAAUGCAAAAAUCACUGUAGUUAUGCUGUGAGUUAAAAACCAUGUGCUGAAUAUUAUCACCUGUAAUUAACCUGCUGGAAAUUCAUCAAUAAACUGUAAAUAUCUUUUCAGAA
Pangasianodon hypophthalmus (striped catfish) is the source of this 4629-nucleotide messenger RNA. RefSeq names its product inactive tyrosine-protein kinase PRAG1. Bases 378 to 3416 code for a protein of 1012 amino acids. Gene Ontology annotation, molecular function: ATP binding; protein kinase activity. The transcript is spliced from 7 exons. The record is from RefSeq and is a predicted model, not a curated record. Lineage: Eukaryota; Metazoa; Chordata; Actinopteri; Siluriformes; Pangasiidae. Gene Ontology annotation, biological process: protein phosphorylation.